AACUGGUGAAAUAUAUGUGGUUGUAGUUUGUUCUCUGUGUUUUUAGGAGUGAGGAACUGUAGAUGUGGUCAUUUCUGCAUGUUUAUUUCAGGAGAGAACAGAGAGAGAAAGUCGAAUAUCCAGCGAAUGUCCACACAGCUCACAGCUGAGCACUUCCUGAUUGAAACCUGAAAGUAAAGUGGAGCAGCAGCGCUGUAGGAGAAGACGGACCGAGAGAGAGAGAGAGAGAAUCACACAGUAACAGAGACUUUAUUACACACGUGCACAGAAAUCCAGAGUAACAGCUCUGUGAUGGGUGUUCAUCACUCCAGCAGUGGAGGAGGAAACUCUGAUCCACCGUUAAAGCAUGCAGGAUCUCCAGAACCCAGCCAUGUGUCUAUGAAGAGUGACCGGUCCCUACCUGAGCCUCCUGGAUUCAGCAGAGGAGGAGGAGAACCCAGCUGUGUGUCUAUGAAGAGUGACCGGUCCCUACCUGAGCCUCCUGUAUUCAGCAGAGGAGGAGGAGAACCCAGCUGUGUGUCUAUGAAGAGUGACCGGUCCCUACCCGAGCCUCCUGGAUUCAGCAGAGCAGGACGAGAACCCAGCCGUGUGUCUAUGAAGAGUGGCUGGUCCAUGCCUGAGGAUCCUGGAUUCAGCAGUGGAGCUGUGCCCUCUGACCCAAAGCUGAGCUCCACAGAACCUACACUGCAGAUAAACGCUCUGUUGGAGGAAACUGGAGACCUGAAUCAGGAUUCUUACCAACCAGUGGAUGAUGAUCUACACAGAGUCUUACAGAGACACAAAACCAGCAUGAAGAACAAGUAUGAGAGCUUAUUUGAGGGAAUCAGAACAGAAGAGAAUAAAACCCUCCUGAACAGGAUUUACACUCAGCUCUACAUCAUAGAGGGAGAGAGUGAAGGAGUGAAUGAAGAACAUGAGGUUCUACAGAUGGAGAAAACAUCCAGGAGACGCUUACAAGACUCUCCAAUCAACUGCUUAGACAUCUUUAAACCUCUACAAGGUCCUGAAGGAGAAACACGAGAAGAGACCAUUAGAGCUGUGGAGGCUGACAGACUCAGACACAGAGAAAGAAAAGAUCACAGACCAGAAGAGCCAGAGCUCAGAGCUGCUCUGACUAAAGGCAUCGCUGGAAUUGGAAAAACUGUCUCUGUGCAGAAGUUCAUUCUGGACUGGGCUGAAGGAAAAGCCAAUCAGGAUGUAGAGCUCAUGAUUGUGCUUCCGUUCCGGGAGCUGAACCUGAUUAAAGAUGAUCAAUACAGUCUUCAUGGACUUCUGUGUGACUUCCAUCCUGAGCUCAAAGAUCUGGACCCAGAGAUUCAUGAUCAGAUCAAAGCUGUGUUUAUAUUUGAUGGUCUGGAUGAAAGCAGAAUUCCACUGAACUUUGAACAGUGUGAGAAAGUAUCUGACAUCACCAUGACAUCAUCAGUGGGUGUGUUGAUUACAAACCUCAUCAAAGGAGAGCUGCUUCCCUCUGCUCUGAUCUGGAUCACCUCCCGACCAGCAGCAGCCAAUCAGAUCCCUCCUAAAUACAUCAACCGUGUGACAGAGAUUCAGGGAUUCAGUGACCCACAGAAGGAGGAGUACUUCAGGAAGAGGAUCAGUGAUGAAGACCAAGCCCAGAGAAUCAUCUCCCACAUUAAGACAGUGAGGAGCCUCCACAUCAUGUGCCACAUUCCAGUCUUCUGCUGGAUCUCAGCCACUGUUCUUCAGAGAAUCAUGAAACAGCGUCAUACAGAAAUCCCUAAAACUCUGACUGAAAUGUACUCACACUUCCUGAUCACUCAGACCAACAUGAAGAACGAGAAGUAUGAGAAGAAAAGAGAGAGAAACCCAAAGAAGCUGCUGAAAUCUAACAGAACCGUUCUUCUGAAACUGGCUGAACUGGCUUUCAAACAGCUGAUGAAGGGCAAUGUGAUGUUCUAUGAAGAGGACCUGAGAGAGAGCAGCAUUGAUGUCACUGAGGCCUCAGUGUAUUCUGGGAUUUUCACUGAGAUCUUUAGGGAGGAAUGUGUGCUUCACCAGAGGAAGGUCUACUGCUUUGUCCAUCUGAGCUUUCAGGAGUUCCUGGCUGCUGUUUAUGUGUUUCACUGCUACAAGAGCAAAAACAUGAAGGAACUGCAGAUACUUAACCCAUGGGGCAGAGAGAGGUUUCGAAAUGUUUCACUGGAUGAGCUGCUGAUGGGAGCAGUGGAUAAAGCUGUAGAGAGUCAGAAUGGACACCUGGAUCUUUUUCUCCGUUUCCUGCUGGGCCUCUCACUGGAGUCCAAUCAGAGACUCCUACAGGGUCUGCUGACCUCAACACAGAGCAGCUCAGAGAGAACCAGGGAGCACAUCAAGAGUUUAAUCAAAGGAGAUGAUGGUCAAAUCUCCACUGAGAGAUCCAUCAGUUUAUUCCUCUGCCUGUCUGAAGUGAAUGACCUGUCUCUCUCCAGAGAGAUUCAGGAGUAUCUAACCUCAGAGAGACACUUGGUGGAGAAACUCUCUCCUGGACAGUGUUCAGCACUAGCCUAUAUGCUCUUGAAUUCAGAGGAGGUUCUGGAUGAGCUGGACCUGAAGAAGUACAACACAUCAGAGGAGGGUUAUAGGAGACUGAUCCCAGCUCUGACUGUCUGCAGGAAAGCUCGAUUGCCUAGUUUUGUGGUUACAGAUGAAUACUGUUAUCUUUUGGCUUUAGCUCUGAAAUCAAACCCCUCCCACCUGAGAGGACUGGAUCUGACCCUUAAUCACCCAGCAGAGUCAGGAGUGAAGCUGCUCUCUGAUCUAAUGGAGGAUCCACACUGUGCACUGGAGAAACUACAAGUGCAUCUUGGAGAGACGGUCAUGAUCAAACUGGGGCUAAAGAAAUAUUUCUGUGAGCUCACCCUGAACCCAAAUACAGUAAGCACAGGUCUCUGUCUGUCUGAGGGGAACAGAAAGGUGGAGAGUGUGAGUGAGUGGCAGCCGUAUCCGGAUGAUCUGGAGAGAUUUGAUUACUGUAAUCAGGUUCUGAGUGUGGAGAGUCUGACUGGACACUGUUACUGGGAGGCUGAGUGGAGCAGGAAGGCUGUUAUAGCAGUGGCAUAUAAAGGGAUCAACAGGAAAGGAGAUCUUAAAGAAAGUGGAUUUGGAUACAAUAAUCAGUCCUGGAGUCUGAAAUGCUCUGAAAACAGUUUUUCUGUAUGGCACAAUAAUCAAAAAACUGCCACACCUGACCCCCUUUACCACUCUAACAGAGUAGGAGUGUACCUGGACUGGUGGUCUGGCACUCUGUCUUUCUAUACCAUCUCCCCUAACACACGAACACUGACCCACAUACACACAUUCACCACUACAUUCACUGAGCCGCUCUACGCUGGAUUCUGGGUUGGCGAUGAGUCCUCAGUGCAUCUGUGUGAGAGACAGAAUAGAGUCCAGGAGACACACCUGAGCCUUCAGGGAACAAACUAUUCUCUACACCUCUGAAGUGUAAUGAGUAAGAAAUGCAUAAGAAAUUUUAUUUCUUUUGGUCACUAAUGAUGUCACUGUCCAACUACAUACACUGU
Colossoma macropomum (tambaqui) is the source of this 3521-nucleotide messenger RNA. Its product is annotated as NLR family CARD domain-containing protein 3-like. The coding region runs from base 292 to 3441 and encodes 1049 amino acids. NCBI's taxonomy places the organism in Eukaryota, Metazoa, Chordata, Actinopteri, Characiformes, Serrasalmidae. Gene Ontology annotation, molecular function: protein binding. The record is from RefSeq and is a predicted model, not a curated record. The transcript has 7 exons.